Blepharisma stoltei is the source of this 216-nucleotide messenger RNA. The record is from the annotation of a GenBank genome assembly. Lineage: Eukaryota; Ciliophora; Heterotrichea; Heterotrichida; Blepharismidae.
AUGUGUAGACCAAUUAUUCAUAAACUGUUUAGGGUUCAGCGAUUCAUCGUAUUGUGAGCAAUGCACAGAAAGAGCCCAUGGGGCAGUAAAGCGAAUGUGAUACGAAUGCUAUUUUUGUGGAAACUAUAUAUGAUCAUAAAUGCGAGUAAUAUGAUGCUUUAUAUUGCGAUAUCUGUAGCACUGGUAAAUGGUUUGACUGUAAAGGAGGGGUUUUAG